This is a messenger RNA of Tribolium castaneum (red flour beetle), 1394 nucleotides long. RefSeq names its product Threonyl-carbamoyl synthesis 4 (gene Tcs4). Lineage: Eukaryota; Metazoa; Arthropoda; Insecta; Coleoptera; Tenebrionidae. Gene Ontology annotation, cellular component: mitochondrion. The transcript is spliced from 5 exons. Bases 113 to 1360 code for a protein of 415 amino acids. The record is from RefSeq and is a predicted model, not a curated record. Gene Ontology annotation, biological process: tRNA threonylcarbamoyladenosine modification.
CCAAAAAUACAGCUAUGUCAACCAUGCUUUUGAAGACUUAACCUUAAAAUAUUUUUAAAUUUUGGCAAUUUUUUAAUUCGCUGAUAUAACAGUCGUGUUCAAGUGAUUAAAAAUGAAUAUCAUUAGUUCCAAGUGUAGAAUGUUUGUAAAAACUGCAAGGGACACAAUUUUUAAUUCGAAGUUCUCCACUGCAAGGAGUCUCAUUUUGGGCAUUGAGACCUCUUGUGAUGACACCGGUUGUGCUGUAGUUGAUACUGAAGGAAAUAUUCUAGGAGAGGCUCUUCACUCUCAACAUUUAAUACAUUUGGCUAAUGGCGGGAUAAUUCCUCCCAUAGCCCAAAACCUACAUCGCGAAAAUAUAGAAAGUGUUGUAAAUACGGCUGUGAAAAACUCAAAUUACAGUUUCAGGGAUUUAUCAGCAGUGGCUGUAACCGUAAAGCCAGGUUUGCCGUUAUCGUUAACAAUAGGGAUGAAAUAUGGUAAAUACUUAUGCCGCCUUUACAACAAGCCUUUUAUUCCGAUCCAUCACAUGGAAGCUCACGCUUUAACAGCCCGCAUGCAUGACAAGACAGUAGAGUUCCCAUUUUUGGUCCUUUUAAUAAGUGGGGGGCACUGUCUUUUAGCCGUAGCGCAAGACGUUGGCCGGUUUUUCUUGCUUGGUAGCACCCGAGACGAUGCUCCAGGCGAAGCGUUUGAUAAAGUCGCCAGAAGAAUGAAACUAACAAACUUAUCAGAAUUCUCUAAACUCUCAGGGGGGCAAGCAAUUGAAUUGGCCGCUUCGCGUGCAAAAAACCCGCUACAGUUUAAAUUCACAAUCCCACUUACUCAAUACAGAGACUGCAAGUUUAGUCUAGCCGGCCUAAAAACACAAGUUCGGAGACACUUACUAGAAGAGGAGAAAAAACAUAAUGUGCCCCCUGAUGGUUUAAUACCGGACGUUUUUAAUUUAUGUGCCGGCUUUCAGCUGGCUGUAACCCGACAUAUUUGCCAAAGGGUGCAAAGGGCGAUGGUUUAUGCCAGAAGGAAAGAAAUGAUUCCGGAAAAUAGCCAAACAUUGGUUGUUUCAGGGGGCGCCGCCUGUAAUAAUUUUAUUGCAAGGGGGCUACAACUUGUUUGCGAUGAAAUGGCUUAUAAGUUUGUGCGCCCUCCCCCGAAAUUGUGUCUUGAUAAUGGGGUCAUGAUUGCAUGGAAUGGUGUUGAGAGGUGGAGAGCGAAGUUAGGGGUUUUACAUGAUUAUGCUAGUGUGGAAAUUCAGAAAUCAUGUCCGCUGGGAACUAGUCUUAUUGAUGACGUGGUCAAGGAAAAUAUUAGUUGCAGGUGGACAAAGUUAACGCAAUUAAACUAUGCUCAAAAUAGUUAAACAGAAAAAUAAAGUUUAUUUUAGUUACACUAGA